Messenger RNA from Momordica charantia (bitter melon), 720 nucleotides. Its product is annotated as beta-glucosidase 44. Gene Ontology annotation, biological process: carbohydrate metabolic process. NCBI's taxonomy places the organism in Eukaryota, Viridiplantae, Streptophyta, Magnoliopsida, Cucurbitales, Cucurbitaceae. The record is from RefSeq and is a predicted model, not a curated record. Gene Ontology annotation, molecular function: beta-glucosidase activity.
AAGCAAGAGGCCAUCCAGCUCUAGAUCUCUCCCAAAGCCAUGAAAAUGAAACUCUAUGGCACAUUCUUCUUUGUUUUUGUGUUCUUCCUUUCCUGGGCCGAGUCGACCGACAAGUCGUACGGUUUCGACUUCUCGAAGAUCCGUCUCAACACGGGAGGGCUGAGCAGAGAUGCAUUCCCAGAAGGAUUUGUGUUUGGAACUGCAACUUCUGCUUAUCAAGUAGAAGGAAUGGCUGACAAAGAUGGUCGAGGACAAAGCAUUUGGGAUCCUUUCGUUAAAAUCCCAGGAAAUAUUAUUGGAAAUGCCACUGGAGAAGUUGCUGUUGAUCAAUACCACAGAUACAGGGAGGAUAUUGAUAUUAUGAAAAGAUUGAACUUCGAUGCGUAUCGGUUCUCGAUCUCUUGGCCGAGGAUAUUUCCGAAUGGAACUGGUCAAGUGAAUUGGAAGGGUGUUGCUUACUACAACAGAUUGAUUGAUUAUAUGAUUGACCAAGGUAUCACCCCAUAUGCAAAUCUCUACCACUAUGAUCUUCCAUUGACACUUCAAGAGAGAUAUGGAGGUCUAUUGGCAAAGCAAAUUGUGUAAGUUUAAUUUGAUCAAACUUAGGAAAAAAAAACCUUUAAGCAAAUUCAUAAAAUUGGUCUCAACAAUAAACUUCUACAUGCAGGAACGAUUUUGCCGACUAUGCACAAUUUUGCUUCGAACACUUCGGAGAUAGAG